AUAUUGUUCUACAACAAAUAUGAUGACACUUUUGGAAUUUUCUGCUGGUUUAAUGAUAUUUUGUCAGCUGCCUCCUUGUUAUAUUUUCAAAACACAACUUUGUAGAGAAGCUAAUGCGUCCUUGAAGUACGUGCAACGUUGCCCACGCAGUAGAAUGGAAUAUCGACAGAGAUCCCUUAUAAAAGGAUGCUCAGCAAUACCAUACGAAUCUUGCUCAAUGGGUCCAUUCGAAUAUCACUGCGUACCUGAUCAUGAGAGGAGGAGACUGCUUGAAGUUUGUGCUCCGAAAGUUCUAAUCACAGGACGUCACUGCAGCCAGUUUAACGUAGGAAUCGGACAAGUAAUCGAAGAUAUUAAGAAGUGUGACAUCUGUCCUUUUAACUAUGAUUCCACUGAAGGAUUUAAGUACUGUGUUCAUUUCCAGACCACGAUUAAACCACCAGCAGACGUCAAUACCAGUGAAGUCCUCAGCAAUUUAAGUCAGCAAGCAUACCACCUUCUGUCAGCAGCCUUGACGAACAAAACCAAGUCUUCCUACAAAAGAGAUUCAUCAGAGUCAUCAUCGGUUUGCAAAAUAGUGAAAGGAUGUCACCAUUUGGCUACAUGUACUAACAAAGACACCAAGUUCCAUUAA
This is a messenger RNA of Saccostrea cuccullata (small rock oyster), 634 nucleotides long. RefSeq lists its product as uncharacterized. The record is from RefSeq and is a predicted model, not a curated record. The transcript has 5 exons. NCBI's taxonomy places the organism in Eukaryota, Metazoa, Mollusca, Bivalvia, Ostreida, Ostreidae. Bases 20 to 634 code for a protein of 204 amino acids.